AUGGAGCACGCGUUGCCUUUCCGUACACCCAAUUUCGACUGGAAGGAACUAAAACUAUCCAAAGAUAUCUCGUUCAACACCGAUAGAAGCUCUACAAACGUAAAAUCGUUUAAAACAAUUCAGGAUGACGAACCGUUUGACGAAGCGGACGCCGACCUUAUCGACGUCGAUCCUGAUGAUCCUUUCGAAAGUGUUUUUGACGACAUAAACAAAAAGAAACAGAAGUACCCAGGGUAUGGUGCUACAGACGGUUCAGUCACUGAUACAAACAUGGACUCUACCGACACUGAGCCGACAGACACCGACAUGACUACGUCCACUUCCGCUCAGAGUAUUUUCACUACGACAACCGAUGAGGACGAAAAGACCGAAUCGCUCAAUCCCAACACGGAGGCGCUGUCGUCGCCGACGUACCACCCGUCGGAGGACGACUCAGAUCAAUCUACAGACUCAGAGUACUUCGACUCAGACGCUCCGACCGACUCCUCAGACCACUCAUACACUUCACUGUCUGAGAAUAUAGACGACUCUCGGGACCCGUCGUCUCCUUCAGACGAUGAAAUGACUGAUUCGAUACCACCGGCCAAGGGAGGUCCUCCAAGAACGGUCAAAUGGUCCGAGGACGAAGUAAUGGAAGUACCGGUUCAUAAAUCCAAAGCGAAAAACAUAUUUGAUCCGUUUAAGGAGAAGAGAGAAGAGGGGAAAAAGAAAUUUGCCCACAUCAUAGGAAGAGAAGAUAUAGUAAAAAAUUGUGGAGUAUCUAACAUAUUUUCCAGCAUAGCUAAACACAUCGCCCCGAACAACUCGGUAAAUUUUCUUCCGGACCCAGCCGAAGAGAGGCUCACGAGUAGAAGAACGAAUUUCACGGGAAUGAGUAGGAAUUCCUUUCUAAACUAA
Messenger RNA from Macrosteles quadrilineatus (aster leafhopper), 897 nucleotides. Its product is annotated as dentin sialophosphoprotein-like. Bases 1 to 897 code for a protein of 298 amino acids. The record is from RefSeq and is a predicted model, not a curated record. NCBI's taxonomy places the organism in Eukaryota, Metazoa, Arthropoda, Insecta, Hemiptera, Cicadellidae. The transcript has a single exon.